This is a messenger RNA of Lactuca sativa (garden lettuce), 444 nucleotides long. The record is from RefSeq and is a predicted model, not a curated record. NCBI's taxonomy places the organism in Eukaryota, Viridiplantae, Streptophyta, Magnoliopsida, Asterales, Asteraceae.
AUGUGUAAUUUUGACUUGGCUGAACUUCGUACCAACCGGUUAAUGCAAAUGAAUGCCCUUAAAGAACUUAGAAAUCAAGCAUACACAAAUUCCUUAAUAUACAAAGAGAAGACUAAAAAAUGGCAUGACAAGAGACUAAAGGGUAAUAAGGACUUUCAUGAAGGACAAAAAAUGCUACUCUUCAAUUCAAGGUUAAAGCUUUUUCCGGGCAAGCUGAAAACAAGGUGGGAUGGGCCUUUUGUGGUUAAACAAGCUUUCCCACAUGGAGCUAUCGAGCUUUUAUCGAAAGAUGGAACCCCUUUCAAGGUUAAUGGGCAACGGGUGAAGACAUAUGAAGAAGGAAUCCCAAAAGACGAAGGACUUGAAGAAGGGCUUGAUUUGGAGGAAAGCACUGCAACGAUUUGUCUUUUUCAAUCUUCUUCUUUGCAUAAAAUGAUUGCUUGA